Molecule: messenger RNA, 1099 nt
Organism: Cuscuta europaea
Lineage: Eukaryota; Viridiplantae; Streptophyta; Magnoliopsida; Solanales; Convolvulaceae
Source: the annotation of a GenBank genome assembly
ACCGGACACCUAAGAGUUUUCAUCUGGUCCAAUCUCGUUCUUCUUACGAACUCCUGAGUACGAAUUCCUCUGCGCUUUCUUCCUCCUCCUUCAACGGAUUUUCCCUUUCUUUCUCCUCACUAUACUGUGAUUUUGUACAUCUUAGAUCGCAUAUCCUUCCCGAAGCGCAACAAUCCAUGUCUCAUGUUCCACUGAAGGCCGUGACCCUCACGCACGUCCGGUACCGGAAGGGCGAUCAACUGGGGCAUUUCUUGGCCUGGGUCUCGCUGGUCCCCGUCUUCAUCAGCCUCGGCGGUUUCUUCUCCCACUUCCUCUUCCGCCGAGAGCUCCAGGGCAUAUUCUUCGCCAUUGGCUUACUCAUUUCCCAGUUCAUCAAUGAGAUCAUAAAAAAGUCCGUCCAGCAGGCCCGGCCCGAAACCUGCGCCAUCCUUGAGAUGUGCGAUUCUCACGGAUGGCCCUCUAGCCACUCUCAAUACAUGUUCUUCUUUGCCGUAUACCUAACCCUCCUCACCCGCCGGAGGCUGGGAUCCCUGUUUCGGUACCAAAUGUGGGUCGCCGUUCUCGUGAUCUGGCCGUUAUCGAUCUUAACCCUCUAUUCGAGAGUCUAUCUGGGAUAUCAUUCUGUGGCGCAGGUUUUUGCUGGGGCGGGGCUCGGAGCUGUGCUUGGUGGCGCCUGGUUCUGGGUGGUUAAUUCUCAAAUUAGACGUCAUUUUCCAUCCAUGGAAGAGACCGCUCUAGGGAGGUUCUUUUAUAUUAAAGACACAUCAGAUAUUCCAGAUGUAUUGAAAUUUGAAUACGAGAAUGCUAGAGCAGCUAGGAAGCAUGUCUCUUACAAGCGCUCCCAUUGAUAAUGUGAUUUGGAUUAUAGUUCAGGCUCAAAAUACUCAACAUAGGCUAUUUAUUAUUCACCGGAAGCAACUAUUUCAUAAUGCUGAUCUUGUUGCAGUUUCUUUCCCCAAAAUUGCUAGCAUCUGGACUGUGAAUGUUCUUGCUGCAGCUGUUUAAAGAAUCCAUGUUGGCACAUGAAUAGAUGACAGGAAAAAGAACAUUUUGACACCUUACAUGCGUGUUUUAUUGCUUGUUGGACAUGUUAUACACG